CGCUGGCUUGAUGGCGGAGGCGCUGCGCUCCCGCUUCGCCCGGCGCCGCUUCUGGGGCGGCUUCGUGUGCGGGGCGGCCUUGGGCGCCGCCACCUCGGGGCUGGCGGCCGCGCAGCUGCUGAGGGGACCCGGCCCCCUCCCCGCGCCCCGAGACAGCCCCCCCGAGCCUCCCUGGAAGGCGGAACCAGUGGCUGAGUCUGUGCUGGGAAAGUAUGGAUUUCCUGUAGCAGGAACGCAGACCAGAUAUUACACCAAUCAUGCGCUGUCUUACGACCAAGCAAAACGAGUACCUAGAUGGGUGAUCGAACAUCUCUCCAAACACAAGAUUGUGGGCAGUGCAGACAGAAAACACUGUAAGUUUAGACCGGAUCCUGGCGUCCCUCCACUCUUCAGUGCCAUGAAUGAAGACUACGUUGGGAGCGGCUGGUCACGAGGCCAUAUGGCACCAGCAGGAGAUAACAAAUACUCUCCAAAAGCCAUGGCUGAAACAUUUUAUCUCUCCAACAUUGUGCCUCAGAACUAUGAGAAUAAUGCUGGAUUCUGGAACAGAAUGGAAAUGUAUUGCCGUGAACUGACAGAGAGAUUUGAGGACGUUUGGAUUGUUUCAGGACCUUUGACAUUACCUCAGAUUGAUGAUAAUGGGAAGAAAAGAGUCACCUAUCAGGUAAUUGGAAAAGACGACGUGGCUGUUCCUUCGCAUCUGUACAAAGUGAUCCUUGCCAGGCGAAGUGCAACGUCGCCAGAUCCUCUGGUGCUCGGGGCCUUCGUCGUACCCAACAAUCCUAUCGGCUUUGAUCAUCAGCUGCCAGAAUUCCAAGUUGGCAUUGAAGAGCUGGAGAAAAUGUCGGGCCUUGUUUUCUUCCCGCAGGUGAAUAAAGACAAAGAAGUUAGAAAUAUCUGUGAGAUCGACACAUGCAAGCUGAUGAGCUUGGAGGAAUUCACUUUGUACAUCACCACGCGGAAGCUGCAAAGCGCUAGGACGCUAGAAAGGUUGGGAAAGAUCAUGUCAGAGUUACGGGAGAAAGGAAUUGAGCCUGAUGAAUAUCUCUUAGAGGUUUACAAGAGGAAAGAGGAGGAAUUAGCAAUACAGAAGCCAGUGGAAGCUAGAGAAGGGAGAAGUGGUUAAGGUCUUUUUUUUUUAAAAAAAGUUUGAUUUUGCUGCUGCUAAGAUUUGGUCAGGUCUUUGCAGUGGUACAGAUCUCAGGGGUAGAAAUAUGCUUCUUUGGUGUGAUCAUUAUAAUAUCCCCUGUGGUACAGGUUGGCAAUGGGGAUUACAUUGACUGAUUUUUGCCCUUUUCAAAACUGGUUUAUUCAGAAUUCCUUCUAGGGAUACUGUAAAAGUUGAAAAUGGUUACCUUGGGGUGAUACAAGCGGAACUGGUCUUGAUGUAACUUCUCUUUGCUAACAUGAUGCUUUUAAAGUGAUGUUGUUAUUCUGUUUUCUAUUUGGACUAUAAGAUGCUGCAAGUAUGUGAUCAAUUUUCAUUUAUCCUGACAUUAGGUUUUAGAAAUAAAUAAAAGGAUGUCACUUCUCUGCUA
Messenger RNA from Eublepharis macularius, 1538 nucleotides. It is a transcript of the gene EXOG, whose product is annotated as exo/endonuclease G. The coding region runs from base 11 to 1126 and encodes 371 amino acids. Gene Ontology annotation, molecular function: metal ion binding; 5'-3' exonuclease activity; nucleic acid binding. Gene Ontology annotation, cellular component: nucleus; mitochondrial inner membrane. Gene Ontology annotation, biological process: apoptotic DNA fragmentation. NCBI's taxonomy places the organism in Eukaryota, Metazoa, Chordata, Lepidosauria, Squamata, Eublepharidae. The transcript is spliced from 6 exons. The record is from RefSeq and is a predicted model, not a curated record.